AUGCAAUUAGUGAUUUUGUUAUUUGCUGUUGUGUCGUUUGGCAUUUCGGCUAAGGCCGUUCCUUUGAACGUUUCAGUGUAUUACGAGUCAUUGUGUCCUGAUAGUAUCAAGUUUAUCACAACUCAGCUUUAUCCAACUUACCAAUUAAUUCCAUCAGAGUUAAACAUUCAGUUAGUGCCAUUUGGUAACGCAAAAAUUGCGAAUUUGUCAGACGGUACUUUAAAUUUGACUUGUCAACAUGGUCCAGAUGAGUGUUACGGCAAUGAAAUUCAAGCGUGUGCGAUUUUUUUCGAUUUGAAAGAUUCAAUUGAUUUUGUAAAUUGUGCAAUGGCAAGUGAUGAUCCAAGUGGAGAUACGUUUUUGAGCCAAUGUGCUAAUUCGAGCGAUAUGUCCUGGAUCAGGAUCAAGCAAUGUGUGGAUAGUGGUCUAGGUGAUGAUUUAUUCGUCCAAAAUGGAAAUCUAACUCCCGAUUUUAUCAAUUAUGUUCCAACAAUAAUUUUUUAUGGUGUUUACAAUGACACGCUACAGGAGCAAGGAGAGAAGGAAUUUUUGAAGACGGUUUGUGUUUUGUUGGGUCAAGAACCGAAUUGUGCUAGUUAUUUGUAA
Messenger RNA from Tribolium castaneum (red flour beetle), 606 nucleotides. RefSeq names its product GILT-like protein 1. Gene Ontology annotation, molecular function: oxidoreductase activity, acting on a sulfur group of donors, disulfide as acceptor. The record is from RefSeq and is a predicted model, not a curated record. Lineage: Eukaryota; Metazoa; Arthropoda; Insecta; Coleoptera; Tenebrionidae. Bases 1 to 606 code for a protein of 201 amino acids. The transcript is spliced from 3 exons.